Ceraceosorus guamensis is the source of this 2959-nucleotide messenger RNA. RefSeq lists its product as hypothetical. Gene Ontology annotation, molecular function: monoatomic ion channel activity. The record is from RefSeq and is a predicted model, not a curated record. Bases 484 to 2631 code for a protein of 715 amino acids. Gene Ontology annotation, biological process: transmembrane transport; monoatomic ion transport. NCBI's taxonomy places the organism in Eukaryota, Fungi, Basidiomycota, Exobasidiomycetes, Ceraceosorales, Ceraceosoraceae. The transcript has 4 exons. Gene Ontology annotation, cellular component: membrane.
AGCAUCGCCUACCGGUGGUAUAGCUCUUGUGUCUCCGACCCUGCUGGGCGGUGCGCUUGAUCGAAGUGGUCUUGCGAAUCACGUGGUAUUUCAAUGCUCGCGCGCCAGCAGCGGAGACGGCACGGGUCACACGAUCAAGAAAGGCGGCUAGCCCGAAAGAGUAGCCCAGAUCGAGGAACAACUCCCAUCCGGUUGCGGUCAUUUCGCAGCGCAUGCGCUCUCCUUUCUCUCCCCACUUGAGUGACCAGGGCAUUCACUGAUUGUGCCGGUACAGAUGGCAGCCUGAUCCAUGAGGCGCUAUAGCAAGUCAAAGUAGUAGUUGUGCAGUUCAACCAAGGCCUUUUUUGCUGUAAGGCCAACGAGGCUCUCGAGCCAUCCGACAAGCGGCGCCAUCCGCUCUCGCCUCACACUUCAUCCUCGCUUUCAACGUCAUCCGCUGUUCAGCCCAGUUUGCUCUGUCGAUCCUGCCCGAACGUGCUUACAAUGCCCAACGCCGCAUCUCUCGAUACCGAGUCAGCCCCUCUGCUGGCUCAAUCGGACGCGUCCCAACCCAAUGUUGAAGCUGGUCAUCUCUCUCCCACCACGGCCCUCCAUCCCACCACCAUUCUGGCCCUUACAAUCCGACUGCAAAAGCUUCUAAACGACUUCAUCACUUUCGAGUUGUCGGAGGACAGAAUUACGGACAAUGAAGGGAUCAUCGAGCCUGCUGUGGUGGACACUUUUCUGAGAGCGAGUGGGGAUCUGCCCGAAGCGGUGCCGUUCGCCCUGCUGAGAGCCAGAAGGAAUUUGAACAGAGAUGCCUCCUCUCAUCGCUCGCCAGAACUAUCGGCAUUGAGAGCACUGGCUUCGGAAGUGCUAGCGACUCGCGUAGUGGCUCGUCUCGAGUCAGAUUAUCAUGCCAAACGCGAUAGGGCGGCGCAACAAGCUGCUACCCAGGCCGGUGUAGAGGGUCAGCCCGCUAUACCCCUCGAUGAGCCUGCCGCUGGGCCUUAUGCCUCCGAGCAGUCUCAUCUUUGCAUCAGCAAGCGUUUCGUCACGCUCGAGGAUGAUGGGGACGAGACGCUGCCUACCAGUGCGCUCGAAGAAGCAGCAGACCAAAAUUGCGUCAUUUUCCUAGCCUCGGCCCCAGCGAGGCAUUGUGCAGAGGCUCUGUGGGCGGGUCACUUGGUCCAGUCGUACGCUCAAGAUGGCAGCGUACAUUUCGUACCGUACCACAGUGUGGAGUCGGGCUCCUUCCUGACUCACUUGGAUCCUGCGCGGCUAGCAGUGCCAAGGAAUGCCUACUAUACCUCGAUCAGCAUGCAUAUGGUUCUGCUCUUCCUCUACACCAUGACGACGCUCGAGUACAAUGGAUUUGAUUUCUGGGAAGGAGCCUUCUGGGUCUUUGCAGCUUCAUACGUGCUCGAGGAUCUCGUCCGUUGGAUCAAGAUACGAGGGAUCGAUAAUCUCAGCUUUUGGUUGAUCGUGGAUCUCUUGACCGACGUGGUCUUUGUCACCUCUUUCUUCCUACGCGUAUCGGGUUGGGUCAAUCACGGCGAUCAUAGGAGCGAGCUGCAACUUUCGGGCUUUAGACUAUUAGCAUGCGCUGCUCCUCUGCUCUGGAUGAGUCUUCUCAAGUGGGGCGACGGUCUGAGGUACUUGGGGGUCAUCCAGAUCGUCCUACUCAGAAUGCUGAGAGAGACGGCUGCUUUCUUCGUCUUGCUGGGCCUGACCGCCAUCGGCUUCGCCCAGUGUUUGUUCGCCCUUGACGCGGCUGAUGGGAGACGAGUGGACAAUAGCAUUUCGCUUGUUGCUAACAUACUCGCUAGGGCUCCCCUUGGUGACGCUUCAUGGGACACUUUCGACUCUGAGCAAUUUGGCCAGCCGUAUGGACUCAUCAUGUUCUACCUUUACGUCUUCACUCAGGUGCUGCUAUUGACCAACAUCCUAAUUGCGUUUUUUGGUCAAGCAUAUGGAGAUGUGGUGGAGACGGCAGACGACUUGUUUGCUGCGUACUUUGCGCAAAAGGUUGUAGGAACGAUUCGAGCCCCUGACCAAUAUGUCUAUCUUCCGCCCUUCAAUCUGGUAGAGGCGUUCCUGAUAGCUCCUCUGGAACACAUCCUUUCCUCGAGAUCCUACGCCGCUCUCAAUCGAGCUGUGCAGAGCACGAUAUAUGCGCCCGCGCUGCUCGUCAUCGCGCUCUACGAGAGCAGGUUCGACUCGAAGCAGAUGAGAAGGAUCAAGCUUGAAAUGCUCGAUAGGGUUCCCGGCCUGCACCUGGGCGAACGAGAGGGAAUGGAGAGGGUCAAGGGAACGGCUGAAGACCCCGAAAUCAGCGAUUGGGAUCGCAGCGCUGCAAGCACUUCGCGCGAAGGAGUAGAAGAGCGUGCUCCCAUUGUGCUUGCGAGAACUGCAUACAAGGAGUUACUCGGCAAGCUGCCCAAAAUACGCAAGGAAGACAAUGACGAGGCGCAAGAAGAGGAGACGAAGGAACAGCGCGCGGACAGCUCGAGCGGGGCCAAAAACCUACCUGACGACGCGCUCAAACUCAUCCUGGCUGAACUUCAGGCUUUGAGAAAGGAAGUGGAGGAGCUGAAGAGAUCGACGGCUAAUGGUUUGACUGGAGCUGAGCAAGUCAAACAGGAAGAUUGAGCUUUGCGUGGAUGAGACCGCCGUUCAUUGGGGCGACGCUCGCUACUGAUCCGGGGCUUAGACGUAAAAGAUCGAUUGCUACUGGCUCAGCUGGAGGCGGGCGAGUCAAACCGGAAGAUCAAAUUUUGCGUGGAUCAACAGUCGCCUUCUGAGGCGACGCUUGCUCCUGCCUCGGGCUGUACGCACACGCUCGACCUGGCCUGAAAAGGCAAGCUCGGUAAUUCGGAUGGAGAGCUUUUGCGAAUUCAGCUGCUGCUGCGCAUCCCACUCACAAAUUUCCCCUGCAAACGGGACUGCUACUUUCGGUCAAUGUUCAUGCGAUCAAAUG